CGCCUGCGUAACCCGGCCGGUGGCAGUUCACUUCCUUUUGAACUUCAGCUCACUGGAGCUUCUCAUGGAAACUUGGUGCGUGAGAGAGCAGGAUGAAACUGUACUGUUUAUCUGGUCACCCAACUUUACCAUGCAAUGUUCUGAAGUUCAAGUCUACCACCAUCAUGCUGGACUGUGGGUUGGACAUGACAUCAGCGCUCCACUUCCUGCCUUUACCCCUCGUCCACAGCCCCAGACUAUCUAAGCUACCAGGAUGGAUUUCAAAAGAUGGAAACACCAUUUUAGAAAAGGAGCUGAAAGAUUGUGCUGGGCGAGUGUUUGUUGAUUCUGUACCAGAGUUCUGCUUACCUGAGACGGAGUUGUUGGACUUGUCCACUGUAGAUGUGAUCCUGAUAUCAAAUUAUCACUGCAUGAUGGCUUUGCCCUACAUCACAGAGCACACUGGCUUCACCGGGACAGUGUAUUCAACCGAACCCACAAUGCAGAUCGGAAGGUUACUCAUGGAGGAGCUGGUGACCUUUAUGGAGAGGGUGCCUAAGCCACAGUCUGCCACCUUGUGGAAGAACCAGGAAAUGUUCAGACACUUACCUGCUCCUCUAAAAGAUGCUGUGGAGGUUUUGACUUGGAGACGCUGUUACACAAUGGCAGAGGUCAACUUGGCCCUGAGUAAAGUUCAGCUCGUGGGGUAUUCUCAGAAAAUAGAACUCUUCGGUGCGGUGCAGAUCACCCCCCUCAGCUCGGGCUACUGUCUGGGAAGUUCUAAUUGGAUCAUCCAGUCGCACUACGAGAAAGUGGCCUAUGUCUCGGGGUCCUCGCUGCUCACUACCCACCCACAGCCCAUGGAACAGACUUCCUUGAAAAACAGCGAUGUCCUCAUCCUUACUGGACUCACUCAGAUCCCUACUGCUAACCCCGACGGCAUGCUGGGAGAGUUCUGCAGUAACCUAGCUGUGACCAUUCGAAGUGGGGGAAAUGUCCUGGUUCCAUGCUAUCCUUCUGGUGUGAUAUACGACUUGAUGGAGUGUCUGUACCAGUACAUCGAUUCAGCUGGACUCUCCAGUGUCCCAUUUUACUUCAUCUCUCCUGUAGCUAACAGCUCACUAGAGUUCUCCCAGAUCUUUGCAGAGUGGCUUUGUCACAAUAAGCAGUCAAAAGUCUACCUGCCAGAGCCACCAUUUCCACACGCAGAGCUGAUUCAGACCAACAAGUUGAAGCACUACCCCAGCAUCCAUGGGGAGUUCAGCAAUGACUUCAAGCAGCCCUGCGUGGUGUUCACGGGCCACCCAUCCCUCCGAUUUGGAGAUGUCGUGCACUUUCUGGAGCUGUGGGGCAAAUCCAGCCUCAACACCAUAAUUUUCACAGAGCCAGAUUUCUCCUACUUGGAUGUUUUGGCACCGUACCAGCCACUCUCGAUGAAAUGCGUCUACUGUCCGAUCGACACACGGCUGAACUUCAUCCAAGUUUCAAAGUUAUUGAAGGAGGUGCAGCCGUUGCACGUGGUAUGUCCAGAGCAGUAUACACAGCCUCCUCCAGCCCAGUCCCAUCGUACCGAUCUGAUGAUUGACUGCCAGCCCUCACCAAUGGCCUACCGGAGGAGUGAGGUACUCACCCUCCCCUUCAAACGGCGCUAUGAGAAGAUUGAGCUCAUGCCUGAUCUUGCAGAAUCUCUCGUCCCGUCUGAGAUCAAACCUGGCAUCUCCAUGGCAACUGUAUCUGCGGUCCUGCAGACCAAGGACAACAAGCACAUCCUUCGGUCACUUCCAAGGCCAGUGCAGCAGCCAACCGGCAAGAAGAGGAAACGGAUGAAUGAUGAAAUCCCUGAAUUCAAGCCUCCCAAACCACUGCUGUGUGGUUCAAUCACCAUUGAUCAGUUUGUACAGAGUCUAGAGAAGCAUGGCAUCACUGACGUCAAGGUUGAGGACACGCCAGAAGGACACAUAGUUCAUCUUCAGUCCGAAGACACGCUGAUUCAAAUCGAGGAAGACUCGACGCACAUAAUCUGUGACAACAACGAGCCACUUCGGACCAAACUCCGCGAUUUAGUCCUCAAGUUUCUACAGAAGUUAUGAGCAAUGUACUGACCUUCCUGUAACUUCUGGAUUUGGGGCUCACCCACAGGAACUCUGUACAACCUGUCAGUAGCAGCUGGGGUGCACAGUUGGGAAUGCUAGCUUCUCAAGCCUGAUCCACCAUUCAGUUAGAUAAUGUGUUUUCCAUAGACAGUUCCCGUUAUCUGUCUCGGUAGUACGAGUGAGAUCAUUCGAGUGGAGUAUCACGUUGUCUGUUGGUCCCCAGGUGACUAGAGGCUGUACCUGGAUCCAUGUAACUGGGAUGUCAGGGUGGAUCUCCUUAAUGGAGAAGCCCUGUGCGUGACUGUGACUAACGAAGAGACGCUGAUGCAUGGGCAGCCGCCAUACGGUCCUUAACAGAUCAGGACCAGGGCCCAGUGGCAUGGAAUUCAAGACAACUGGGGACCCUUCACUGCUGCAGGCUUCCUCUGCUGUCAUUGCAUUUUAAAUGGUUUGGCACAGCCUAGAUGGGCUGAAUUGCCUGUUCCUGUGCUGUAUUUUUCUAUGACUCUAUAUGUGAUUAAGUCACAUGAACCAACUGCAGAGCCAAAAAGAGAAACUACUGGGAGCUCUAAGCAAUCAGGCAAUAUCUGUAGAAAGAGAUACCAUGAAUGAUUUGGGCCCAACGAUAGAUCAUAGACACAAAGUGUUAUCUGUUUCUCUUUCCACAGAUGCUGACUGACCUGUGGAAUUCUUCCAGCAUCCGUAGUUCUUUUUUUAUUAUCAACCCAUAAGAGCUGAAUUAGGACGUUCAGCCCAUUAAGUCUACUCAUCAUGUGAUUGAACCCACGGCAGUUAACUGCCGGUUAAUUGGUAACCAACUCGUAACGAAGUGUAUGAAGCAAUACAGCUAUCUUGUUUUCCUUACCGUAUCAGUUCUGCCUCACAGUAAAAUGUAAAAGACUGUUUCUGGAGUAAUUAGGAAUGAGAAAUAACAAAUCCUAUGCUCUCUAUAAUUUAAAACUGAUUAGGUUUCUCUUUUUUCCCCAGUUCUGAAAAAGGGUUUAUGGUCCAAAACCUUACAUUCUCUUCCCACAGAUGUUGUCUGAUAUGCUGUGUGUUUUUUUUCUAUAUUUCUUAGGGUGUUUGUAUUAAAGUACAGUUUCCAUAAAAAGUUUUCUUGCUAAGA
Messenger RNA from Hypanus sabinus (Atlantic stingray), 3198 nucleotides. RefSeq names its product integrator complex subunit 9 (gene ints9). The record is from RefSeq and is a predicted model, not a curated record. Gene Ontology annotation, cellular component: integrator complex. Gene Ontology annotation, biological process: snRNA processing. NCBI's taxonomy places the organism in Eukaryota, Metazoa, Chordata, Chondrichthyes, Myliobatiformes, Dasyatidae. Bases 93 to 2069 code for a protein of 658 amino acids. The transcript has 17 exons.